UCCAAAAUGGAGUAAAAUCUAAACAAAGAUUUCUGUGUGAUGGAUUAAAUCUCUCUGUGGGGAUAAAGUACAAAAAAUCUAGUGGAAUAAACUGUGUGGAAUUGUUUAACAUGUUUGCCAUUAAGGGUAGGAAGCAGUCAGACCAGUUUGCUGGUCGGGAUAUAGCAGAAAAACGAGACAGAAGUGUAGACCGAGGUCGACAAAGUGCUUCUUCCAGUCCGAGCAGUAGAAACAACAGUGCUUCCAAUGUGCAUGAUUUCCAUCCCGAUGAGCUGCCUGACGGGGCAUGUAUUGCUCCACUCAGGGUCGUCACCAGGGACACUGAAUGCACAGCCGUGAGAGAGGCAGCUUACAUCGGUUCGUUUGCUGUGCUCGGGACGGAACAGGCAGCAAGAACAGAAUACGUCAGACAACAGCUCGAGGAAAUGAGGAACGUGACUAAAAGCAAGUCCAUCCUACUUGUGAUAUCUCUCUCAGGUGUUAAAGUCUGCAGCAGUAACGGAGACAAAGGGCAUUAUAGGAUACAGAGUGUCUACAUGGCCCACGCUAUGAAGCGGAUAUCAUACGCCACAUGUGAUCCAGAGUUCUGCCAGUUUUCAUUCCUCGCUCGGGAGCCGAAGGGACAGAUGAAUGUACAGUACUGCCAUGCGUUUAUAACAGAAUCACCAGAACAGGCCGAGGAGUUAAAUACAAUUGUAGGAAACGCUUUCAAAAUGGCGUACGCAAGUCAACGAAAAAAGCAGCCAACCUUUAACGAAUUGAUCGAGGAACAGUUGAAAAGGCAGAAGGCCAAACAAGAGGAGACAGAACAUCAAGCCAAACAAGAUCUUACGAAACGCUUGUCGCUGAUUUCCACGCCGACAGCGGCUGAUAUGGCGAACACACGGCGGGAGGCCAAGAAGCAACAAAGUAUUGAGAUCGAGGCUGAAAAAGAGGCCAACAGGGUUGUGGGGAAGAAUAAAGUCUGGGCCAAACAGGCAGUGCCAAAACAAAAACAUCGAGCAGGACUUCCCGAUGGUAGCAGCGAAUCGCCUCCUCCACCUUUAUUAAAACAGAUCGAACUCGAUCCCCCGCGAUCAUAUGGGUCGCCUGUAGUCUCCCUCAAGGAAAGCAUAGACAAUCAGGAGACACUGGCGGUCCAUCACCGUCUCGCAAGUCCGUCACAAUCAUUUGAUUUUACAAACGAUCGAAGACAAUCACAUGAGCAGUCUAGUCCGGUCACAACGCGUCAUCGCCAUUCUAGUGAUAAACAGGGUAGCCCAAAAGGAACGGAAAAACGUAGUAGUCCGCAUGGAACGGAAAAACGGAGUAGUCCACUAGGAUCGAAGGAACGAGGUAAUGGAAGUCCGUUAGGAACGAGGGAGAGGAGUAGUCCGAUCGGGACAAGGGAACGAAGAACGAAUGGUCAUGCUAACAGAGAGGAGGUGGAGUGUAUACAUCCUACUUUAGGAAGGAAAGGAUCAGAUCCAGUGUCACGGUCGUCCAGUAAACACACUGACAUGAGCAACAGACCUUUGCCGGCACCACCUGAUAAGGAACAAACACACUCUGACGGCAGCAGGCCCUCUAGCGGCCAACAGGACAACUACAGGCGAUCGUCAAGUGAUCCGGUUGUGCCGUUAACGUUGAGGCAUGGUGAAGGUCGCAGUGCUUCGCCAAGUGGCAAUCAGCGGUACCAGAAUGACAGUUCUCUUCGGAGGCCAGAAAAUGGUCACGAUGCUCCGCCCCUUCCAACAAGACUGUCCGACUAUGUUUGGAGACUUGACUCCCUGCGAAGAUAUGACGGUGCUGGUCCACUGGAUGACUCGACGCUCCGACAAGCUUCCUGGUAUCAAGCUGGAAUACCCAGAGAGAUUGCGUUGGAGAUUCUGUCGCAAGAAGAGAUUGGGUCAUUCAUUGUGCGUGACAGUACCACACACCCUGGUUGUUUCGCUCUGUCUGUUAAGGUGCCAAAGUUUGAUAAUCCAACAGGGAUCUCGCAUUAUUUAAUAACCCGCACAUCGAGAGGAGGAUACAGACUAAAGGGUUUGGAGAAAGAGUGGCCGAGCCUGAUGGCUUUAGUCAUCCACCAUACAGUCAUGCAAGAAAUGCUGCCGUGUACGCUGCAGUUGCCACGGAAUACGGCCAACCCGGCGUAUAAUGAAACAGAACGAGACGAAAAGGACGAGGACGAGGACUAUCAACGAUUGUCAGAUUUCACAUCCAUGAUGGCCGAUCUAAAGAUGGACAAUUGAUCCUGUGAUUCAUUAGACGAACUAAUUGACAGUAAUAAGUAAUUGAUUGAUUGACAGAGUUUUGUAGAUUUUGAAUCGCGAGGAUAUUCUGUGAUUACCGCUAUUUAAAUGAUUAUGAAUGAUGUAAUGGUAUUGCGCUGAGAGUGGUGUUCAGUGGUUUCUGGAAGUGAUGGACAUAUAGUGGGUUGAGGGUGGCAUUUAUAUAGAGACGUUAUGGAGGAUAUUGCUAGAAUGUGACAGGAAGUUAAGGAUGACACUUGAUAUGGAUGACAUAUCCAUUUAUGGUAAUGUGGCAAGACACCUGAUUCGUAGGUGGUCACAACAUGGAUUGUUUUUGUGUGGAUGGGAUGUUCUCUACUGAGAUGGACAGUGGAACAGUUCAGGAUCCUAAUCAUGAUGACGGACAUCGCCAUACUCAUGUUCAUCUCUUAGCAGACACCUCUGUAAGCUGGACACCAUGCUAUUAAGGACACUGAUUUUGGUACCAAAUUGGUCUUUUUCAUUCAAUUUGACCUCUAUAAUUGACAGAACGUCUCAGUCCCAAGGGUGUCCCUUGUUGAGAGGUUCUUCUGUACUGGUAUUGCUGGUAGUGGUCAAUGCUGGGUUCACCAGGAUCGCUGUGAGAAACAUAUGUUUUUCCUUUGCACGUCUUGGUCGAUGGGUCACGCGUUGUCAAGUGAGGUGAAUCUUAACUGACAUUUCCAUCAAUUAGCACCCAUGCAUUUAGAUUUCCAAAUGGAGUUACGUCAGUAUAGUUUAAUUGGUGUUAAUUGAUACGAUAAUGUGUCAUGCAAUUACAUGUACUGUUCCGUCAGAAUAUUGAUAUUUGGGAAGAUUACAGAAAUCAUGCAAUCAUACAAAUUUUCUGACAAUCUAGCCUCACGAUAUUGGUCCUUAGGAAUAUUGAGAGGAAGUUAAGUACUGAAAAAACAUUAUACAGAUUGUUAUAAAGGGUCAGUUGCCCUUUGCUGGACAAAUCAACAAAAUCAAAGUCAUGCAUUUCUUGUUGAUUGUCAGACAUUUUGGCUUGACGGUCAUAAAACAUCUCCUCAGGAGAAUCUUGGGUAUUUUACUUUUCAAGAUUGAAUGCCACUUUAUUUGUAAUUUUUGUCUGCCAAAUGUAAUCUAAUAUUGUGGUGGACGGCUUUUAGUCAUGGAUAUAUUAUUUAUGUUUGCUUAAAUAUUUCCAUAAUUAGGUUUUUAACAUGAUAAACAAGGGGUGUGUAAAAUUGCCAAAGAAGUAACUGGCUCUACAGUAAAGGUAUAAGAAAAAGGAACAGAACAUGUAUGUUAAAAAAUUUAAUAUUGUAAAAAUGUAAGUAUGUAAUUUUAUAUGGAACGCAGUAUAGUAUGUUCAUGGACCAGGGCUGCUGUGCACCUUGUGUAUAUAAUGUACAAGUGGUCUGGCUCUCGUUGACGUGGAGCCGAAUUAGAGGUAAGUGUUCAUAGUCUAGAGUGUAAACGUGAUGUUAUGUGUCGUACCUGAAGACGGAUACUGCCGACCUGUCAUUAGAGUUCCUUAAUAGAGGGCGGUACAUGCUCAGACGUAAGAAGAGGAUGACACAGAGACGGUCUUCUCCAGUGGCGUCUCUAUGCCUUUUGUCUCUUAAAGAACAAAGUCAGGGUGAUCAUGGGGAUUUAAAUACUGGGUGGAUUACAUUGACUGCCAACUACAAAAUUUUCACAGCAUUUUAUUUUGCUGAUUUUGCAAAUAUGCUGGUUUGGCAAAAAAAAUCAGGAAGAAAAAAAUAUGAUUGUAAAAAACGAGAAGAAAUCCACUAUAACAAUUUUCACAAAUUGCAGAAAUAAAGCGCUGUGAAAGUUUGGCAGUUUUCAAUUCUAUCAAUUAUGUAUAUUUGGUACCGCUUUUGGUGCUUUUAGGAUGUCACCUGCUUCAGCUGGUGUUGGUGUCCUUUAGUGUGACUAUCAUGUGAUGGUCAGGUUUCCCUUUAAAAGAUGAGACAUGCAAGUACGUCCUAGCGUUGGGCAGAUGAAAGAUGGCACCAACACCAGGCUUCAUUGACAUCUGUUUAUAACAUUUCGUACCCAAUCAAGGAUUAGGAUCAUUUUGUUUCUGUUGUAAAUAAUAUUCUAAUCCUUUAUUAUUUUGCUUUUCCCAAAGUCUUGGUGCUGCAAAUAGGACAAGAUUUUGUGCCUUGAAUAAGAUUAUUGAAUAAAAAUACAAUUAAUAUUA
Messenger RNA from Lineus longissimus, 4428 nucleotides. RefSeq names its product tensin homolog. NCBI's taxonomy places the organism in Eukaryota, Metazoa, Nemertea, Pilidiophora, Heteronemertea, Lineidae. The record is from RefSeq and is a predicted model, not a curated record. The transcript is spliced from 12 exons. The coding region runs from base 111 to 2234 and encodes 707 amino acids.